AUGGUCCGCCGGAGACAUGGCUCACUCGUCUUAUACCACCAGAACACAAACAUCUCCUCCUUCUCCCGGAAGGUCUCCUCCACCGCCGGAACUCUCAUCGGUCCUUUCUCUGAUCCGGGCUCUCACUACCAUAAUGCAAUGUCUGAAGUUUCAAAGGACCUAAAACGCCCUUCCAUCCAGAAGAGGGUCUUCUCUUUCUCGAAAACUUCCCCCUCCGAGAUCGUCCGUUCAAAAUUAUCCGCCACCGAAAUCUCCCACCGUGCCCUCACCUAUCUUCCUGACGAUCUCCUCAAGGACAUCCCCGAAAAUGAUGCCUCUUACUCCCUCUUCCAGGGCUUCAAGGCCUCCGUUGACACUGCUGCCACGAAAAAGCACCGUGAAGGUAAAAACUUGCUAGAGGAAUCUACCGCCGGAGGUCCAAACAACGUCACCCGUUUGUCCAAGGAAAGAGACCGUACAAACGAAGAACUCGACCUCCUCGGCGUCAGGAAAAGCAUUGCCUCCGGUGAAAUAAGAGAAAUCGACCGCAAGAUUGCCCAAUUGACUGCCAUCCGAGGUGUCGUCCUCGAGAGACUCGCCAAGCUUGAACAGGAAGAAACCCAACUCGAACAUGACUUAUUGGAACUCGACAAUAAGAUUGAGGACAUUCAGUAUGACAUGGUCGAGGAGGGUGGUUCCCCCAUCGAAGCUGAGGAAGCCGAGGCCGGCUUCAUGUCCGAGAGCAUCUACUCCAAGCUACCCAGCCCUAAAGGCCGAAAGCGUCAGAAGAGAAAGGCCAUGCCUAUCCUCCACGAGCACAUGUCCCCCGGCAGCGAAAUCAAGGAAAUGCAAUGCCACGCCGACCUCAUCACCGCCCUCGACUUCGACUUCCCGUUCGGAAAACUUGUCACCGCCGCUCUCGACGACACCGUCCGUGUCUGGGAUCUCAACUCCGGCCGCAGCCUCGGCCAGCUCGAGGGUCACCAUGCCUCCGUAAAAUGCCUGCAGGUCGAGGACAACUAUGUUGCCACCGGCUCUACCGACGCUACCAUCAGAUUCUGGGAUCUCAGCAGAUCGGACGGACCUUCCCUCCCUGGCUCAAACAGCGUAACUCAUAAGCGUGGCCCCCAAUCUAACCAGGAAGAAGACUUUGAAGACGACAUGUCCGCCAUCUCCUCGCCUACCGGACCUAGAUCUUCCGCCGGAACCCAGGAUUGUCACCUUCUCACUCUCGACUCCCACAUCGGAGAAGUCACCGCUCUGUACUUUCAAAAUGGCACACUUGUUUCCGGAUCUGCUGAUAAAACUCUACGUCAAUGGGAUCUCUCCACCGGCCGAUGCGUACAAACCCUGGAUAUCCUUUGGACCGCAUCGAGCACCGCUGCAUCCGAGGAUAGCGGCUGGAGCUUCGCCAGUCUCGGACGGUCGAGUAGCAGGUCCAACCUACCGGAGGCAAAUGCCGACUUCGUGGGAGCCCUGCAAUGCUUCGAUGCUGCUUUGGCUUGUGGUACCGCUGAUGGUCUCGUCAGGCUUUGGGAUUUGAGGAGUGGACAAGUUCAUCGAUCUCUCGUUGGCCACACUGGCCCCGUCACCGCCCUCCAAUUCGACGACACCUACCUAGUAACCGGCUCAAUGGAUCGAAGCAUAAGAAUCUGGGACCUCCGAACCGGCUCUAUCUCUGACGCUUUCGCUUAUGAACACCCAAUUACAUCAAUGCAAUUCGACGCCGCAAGAAUCGUUUCCGCCGCCGGUGAAAAUUACGCAAAGAUCUACGACCGUGUAGACGGAAGACACUGGAACUGUGGAGCUGGAGCUGAAGGUGGCAAGGAGGACCGGUUGAGCACACCGGCUAUUGUGGAGAGAGUUAGAGCUAAGGAAGGAUAUUUGGUUGAGGGACGAAGGGAUGGUGUUGUUGGCAUUUGGACUUGUUAA
This is a messenger RNA of Orbilia oligospora ATCC 24927, 1911 nucleotides long. RefSeq lists its product as uncharacterized. Gene Ontology annotation, molecular function: protein binding. Gene Ontology annotation, cellular component: preribosome, large subunit precursor; mitochondrion. NCBI's taxonomy places the organism in Eukaryota, Fungi, Ascomycota, Orbiliomycetes, Orbiliales, Orbiliaceae. The transcript has 5 exons. The record is from RefSeq and is a predicted model, not a curated record. The coding region runs from base 1 to 1911 and encodes 636 amino acids. Gene Ontology annotation, biological process: mitochondrial fission; peroxisome fission.